Plectropomus leopardus (leopard coralgrouper) is the source of this 1532-nucleotide messenger RNA. It is a transcript of the gene xgb, whose product is annotated as x globin. NCBI's taxonomy places the organism in Eukaryota, Metazoa, Chordata, Actinopteri, Perciformes, Serranidae. Gene Ontology annotation, molecular function: oxygen binding; heme binding. The record is from RefSeq and is a predicted model, not a curated record.
AUGGGCUGCGCAAUAUCAGGUCUGGCAGCAAAAGCAGAGUUUGGAGAGAGGACUACAGAGGAUGCUGCGGCUGUGUUUCCCAGUGAGGACCAGAUUCAGAUGAUCAAGGAGUCAUGGAAAGUUAUCCGAGACGACAUAGCCAAAGUAGGGAUUAUCAUGUUUGUCAGGUUGUUUGAGACCCAUCCCGAAUGCAAGGAUGUCUUUUUCUUGUUCCGAGAUGUAGAGGACCUGGAGAGGUUGCGGACCAGCCGGGAGCUCAGGGCACACGGUCUAAGGGUGAUGUCUUUUAUUGAGAAAAGUGUGGCCAGACUGGACCAGCUGGAGAGACUGGAAGCUCUGGCUCUGGAGCUGGGAAAAAGCCAUUAUCAUUACAAUGCCCCACCUAAAUACUACAGUUACGUCGGAGCAGAAUUCAUCUGUGCCGUGCAGCCCAUCCUGAAGGAGAGGUGGACGGCUGAGCUGGAGGAGGCGUGGAAGACUAUGUUCCAGUAUUUGACCGGCCUAAUGAAGCAGGGAUAUGAGGAGGAAAGCAACCGACAGCGCCACCUCGCACUCUCCCCGAAGGAAAGACCGGACAAGAGGAACACGGCACUAUGAGAUCCUUCUUUGCUCAACCACAACUCGGACUGUUUUUAGCAGUACAACACACACUUGUGUUAAUGUAUAUAGUGUAUUUUAGUCUCUCUUUUUCUACGUAGCCCAUGUUUACCGCAAUCAGUUUGCUAUUUUAUCACAAUGGACAAGAUAAAUAAUAAAAAAAAAAAAAACUUGCAGUGACUUUUAACAACGCACUUUAUUUCUGAACUUAAAUUCUGCUGCAGUCCUCCUCCAUAAUAUUAGGACCCGGGAGCACGGAGAGACCUUACAGAUAUACUAGCUGUAGUUAAACCUGCCGUGUAAUUUUAAUUAACAGAAAUUACAUUAUUAGAAUAACAGAGAACAUUUUGUCUUUGAAUUCAUAACUUAAACAUGUCUUUCAGUAAAAUCUGUGACUUAUAACAUUUUGCAUCAUGUCAUCAUUCAGAAAUCUGGUUCACUUCUUCAAUUACUACCUGAACUGAGGCUACACAGUACUAUUUAUUGGUGUUUAACAUCUAAGACAGACAGUUUGAAAGCUUGGUAUGGAACCGUGGUUCGAAACAAAAAUAAUGUCCAUUGAAUUAAAGGAGGUUAAAAAAAAACGGAAUAAAGUGAAUAUUUAUCUACAAUACCAAGCUUAAUGCAGUAAAAAUUAGUUUAAAAUAAAAUAAUCUGUGCUUCCAAGCAACUUUGCGGGCAAUCCAAUGUUUGUUUAAUUUAUAAGAAGAGAAAAAAAAUUACAAAAAUUCCUCUCAAAACGCAGUCGAAUUGAAACAUGGCAGCACCUCUCGUAGGCUAGCCGUAAAUAUAACAUAAAUAUUGACUCUAAAAAUUAAAUAGUAUGAAAGGCAGGUAAACGUUGGGCUCGCUUGAUUUGGCUUCUGAGGUAACGCAGCUGUUGAUGACCUGGUUACGAAGCAGAAAUAGUGGCGAUUCAAUGAAGUUGACUUGCU